AUGAGCUCUGCUUCGUCCAAAGGCGGCUUCGUGUCGCUGACCAACCGCUGCAAUGACAGCAAGUCGCCCUACGUCCGAUCGCAUGCCAACAACCCUACAGCAUGGCAACUCUGGACCCCCGAGACCCUCGAGCUGUCCAAGCGCACCAACCGCCUACUCUUCGUUUCCAUCGGCUACUCUGCCUGCCAUUGGUGCCAUGUCAUGGCCCACGAGAGUUUCAUGAACGAUCGCAUCGCCCAGCUGCUCAACGAACACUUCAUUCCUGUCAAGAUCGAUCGUGAAGAACGCCCCGAUGUCGACAAGGUCUACAUGGACUUCUUGCAGGCUACCACCGGUGGCGGAGGCUGGCCUCUGAACGUCUUUGUCACUCCAGACCUGCAACCACUGUUUGGUGGAACCUACUGGCCAGGCCCAAAGAGCGAGCGCAACCGCCAGGGCGGUGGAUUUGAAGCCAUCCUGACAAAGGUCGCCAGCGCAUGGAAAGAGCAGGAAUCGAGAUGCAGAGAAAGCGCCGCCAACAUCACCGACCAGCUCAAGCAAUUCGCUCAGGAAGGCACCCUCUCGGGCAGAAGGUCUGGCGAAGGUGCCGAGGCCAGCGAUGAUGCUCUCGAGCUAGAGCUGCUGGAGGAGGCUUAUGACCAUUACUACUCUAGAUACGACGAACAACACGGUGGCUUCGGUGGUGCGCCAAAAUUCCCUACACCCUCGCAUCUGUCUUUCUUGCUAAGGCUGGGUGAGUGGGAUGGCAUCGUAAAAGAUGUCAUAGGCGACGAUGCGGUGCAGAAUGCUCAGAACAUGGUUGCGAAGACGCUCGAACACAUGGCACAAGGUGGUAUCAAGGAUCAAGUCGGCCACGGUUUCGCCAGAUACUCUGUCACCAGAGAUUGGAGCUUGCCACACUUUGAGAAGAUGCUUUAUGACAAUGCUCAACUGCUGCCUCUCUUCCUCGAUGCAUGGCUCAUAACCAAAAACCCCCUAUUCCUCGACAUGACUCACGAUAUAGCUACCUAUCUCACCUCGCCACCGAUACAUUCCCCUACAGGUGGUUUCCACGCUUCUGAAGACGCAGAUAGUGCCCCAAGCGCCUCUGAAAAGGAACACAAAGAGGGCGCUUUCUAUGUAUGGUCUCACUCGGAGUUCUUCGAGGCAAUCAACGAUGAUAAACUGGCAAAGAUACUUGCCAAAUACUGGAAUGUGAAGCCCGACGGCAACGUCAGCUCGAAACACGACAUCCAGGGUGAAUUGCAAGGCCUGAACACGCUCUGUGUGACCUCUUCCCUCAAAGAUCUUGCUCAGCAAUUCGGUGAAUCUGAACAAGAGGCAGCGAAGGCUGUCCAGACUGGCCGCCGGAGACUGUCAGACUGGCGUGACAAGCAUCGUCCUCGUCCUCUCCUCGACGACAAGAUAGUCGUUUCGUGGAACGGUCUGGCCAUUGGCGGUCUCGCUCGUGCCAGUGCCGCGCUGAAGAAGUCUGACCCGGAAGCUUCAAAGAAGUACCUUGAGGCUGCCGUUUCAGCGUCUCAGUUCAUCAAGAAGGAGCUUUACGACCCGAAAGCCAAGACUCUCCGACGAGUCUACCGUGAAGGCCCCGGUGCUACCGCAGGCUUCGCUGACGACUACGCAUUCCUCAUCAGUGGUCUGAUCGAGCUCUACGAAGCGACGUUCGACGACUCUUACUUGCAAUGGGCUGAUGAGCUGCAACAAUCGCAGAUCAAGCAUUUCGGCGACAACGAGAGCGAGACCAAGGGCGGCUUCUUCGGCACACCAGCCCAUGCUCCCGAUAUCCUGAUCCGCAGCAAGGAUGCUAUGGACAAUGCAGAGCCUAGUGCUAACGGUGUGAGCGCAACAAACCUGUUCAAGCUCUCGGCAUUGCUUGACGACUCAAAGUACUCUGAGCUUGCCACACGUACAGCGAAGGCGUUCGAAGUCGAGAUGGUUCAGCAUCCUGGCCUCUUCACCGGUCUCAUGUCGACAGUAGUCAACUCGAAUCUUGAUAUCAAGCCCAUCGUGAUCUCGGGAACCGAGUCGAGCUCAGAAGUGCAGACUGCUCUGGAGCAACUGCGCCAGAUGGUCCGUCCUGGCUCAACGAUAGUCAGACUUGGCGGCGACAGCAAGAGCGAUUGGCUUCGGCAGAGGAACGGGCUUCUCAGCUCGAUCGAUCAAGACAAGGAUAUGGUUCAGGUCUGCGAAGGCACAAGCUGUAAAUUGGUCAGCGCCGAUGAGCUGUCAGAACUGCUCAAGGGUACUCAUGUAUAA
Aureobasidium namibiae CBS 147.97 is the source of this 2256-nucleotide messenger RNA. RefSeq lists its product as uncharacterized. The transcript is spliced from 2 exons. The record is from RefSeq and is a predicted model, not a curated record. Gene Ontology annotation, biological process: carbohydrate metabolic process. Bases 1 to 2256 code for a protein of 751 amino acids. Lineage: Eukaryota; Fungi; Ascomycota; Dothideomycetes; Dothideales; Saccotheciaceae.